This is a messenger RNA of Polyodon spathula (Mississippi paddlefish), 2996 nucleotides long. Its product is annotated as protein PHTF1-like. The record is from RefSeq and is a predicted model, not a curated record. NCBI's taxonomy places the organism in Eukaryota, Metazoa, Chordata, Actinopteri, Acipenseriformes, Polyodontidae. Gene Ontology annotation, cellular component: endoplasmic reticulum. The transcript has 19 exons. The coding region runs from base 465 to 2717 and encodes 750 amino acids.
ACAUGAACCCGGAAAAAGGAAGUCAAAUAAAGAAAAGAUGUUUAGCAGUUAAUUAGCACUUGUGUGUGAAGGAGAACUCCAGCGUUGAAACGUAAAUUCGCGUUGUGCUUUGGAAUAAGCAGGUCGCUAAAGCAGGCAUGUGAAACGAACUGAUAAUUGAUAGGCAUUGCCAGUAAUGCCCGGUUCGCAGAAGUGACAGCUCGUCUCACGUUGUGAGUUGGUGAAAUCUGCAAAUCGAAGCAUCCGUAAUGCCUGCCUGUGUGCUGUUUGAAACACUGUGAUGCUGAACAGUUAGAAAGGGAGCUUUUGCUAAGUCUGCAGUGACUGGGUGUACAGAUCUAAUUAUAGUAAUAUCUAAUAAACAGUUUGUUAUUUUUCAAUGUUAGGGGCGAGAAUGAGGGUUCAAUGGCAGGCAACCAAACACCUCUUCCUGUUUGGUGAAAUGAAUCAACGUUGACAACCAAAUGGCAUCAAAUAAUAAAGACUCAAUAACCUGGUAUCAGAAAAAGAUUGGCGCUUAUGACCAACAGAUAUGGGAGAGAACCAUAGAGCCGCAAAGUGUGAUCAAGGGUUUUAGAAACAAACCAAAAAAGACAGUCUGCUUAAAACCUGACCUGAUUGAUGUUGACUUGGUUAGAGGCUCCGCAUUUGGAAAGGCCAAGCCGGAGCGUCCCUGGACCGCACUGACCAGGAAAGGGAUCGUGAGGGUGCUGUUCUUCCCCUUCUUCUUCCACUGGUGGAUACAGGUCACCUCAAAGCACAUCUUCACAUGGCUCCUUGUACUUUACAUCCUGGAAGUUGUGGCUGUUCUGCUUUACAUGCAGGCUCCUCUAGCAAACACCAGCGAGCUCCUUGGACCCAUGUUCCUUAUGCUUCUUCUGGGAACAGUCCACUGCCAGAUAGUGUCCACCCAGUCCUUCAAAACUCCACGGACCAGCGGAGCCAGGCGGAGAAGGAAGCUGCGGAAGUCUGCGAGCGGGGAUGCCUUCAGGGAAGCGGGGGGCUCCAGUGGUGCUGGUAGAAAGCACCGUGGAGGAGGCCCUGCUGAAGUGGCCUCACCGAUCAGUGGUUUCUGCAGAGACUCCAGGGCCUGGUUCUUUUCAAAUGGGACAAGGGCAGGAAAGAAUUCUGAUAAAACAGAAACUGAUGAUAGCCUGGGCUCUCAAGUGAGCAUCAAGUCUGACCUGAAGGAGAGGAAGCUGGGAGAGAACAAGAGGCUUUCCACUAGAGAGAAGAGCCAGGGUGGUUCGAGGGGAGCCGUCACUGGUGCCUCUGAUGAGCUGUCCAGUGAGGAGGACAGCGAGGCCAAGGCCCAGAUGUCCCUGUUGAGGCGCAGUGUGGAAGGAGCCUCGGCUGACGGCUUCUUGAGGAGCAGGACUCCACGUACAAGUCAGGCCUGCCAGGAGAAAUCAAGAGCUCCCAGAUGGGGUCCAGUGGAGUCUGACAGCCCUGCUGACUUGGAACAGGACCCUGCAGUGCACAGCCUGGAGUACCGGUCCGGUAUGAUCGGCAGUUCCCACAGUGCAUCCCAGCUCGACUCGGAGAGCUCGCACCAGGGAUCGGAGACAGACGACACGCUGUGGGAGGAGCUGCUCCACGGGCCGCAGUGUCUGUCCUCCUACUCCAGUGGCAGCGAGGGAGAGGGAGAGCAGAGCCUACCUUCCACCAGCAGGAGAGGCUCCAAGGAGAAUGUCUUCCAGCAGAACCCCUUAUUCUGGCUGCAGAACCGCAGCCCCUCCUCCGAGAGAGUGAGCUCCAUUAUUUGGGAAGGGAGUGAGUGUAAGAAAGCAGACCUGUCUGUGCUGGAGAUCACUGGGAUCAUCAUGAAUAGGGUCAGUGAGUUUGAGCAGGGGAAGGGAUACCAGAUGUUGGGGAACAUAAUGACGGGGGUCCUGGCUUUGCUUCCCUUCCUUUUCCACAUCGCCCGCCACCUGGACAAACUGACGUCUCUAUCGGCCGCGGAGCUGCUGUCUGUGUCCUGCGGAGCGAGCCCUGAUAAACGAGGCUGCCUCCUGUGCUUUAUUAACUUCAUCGAGCGCCUGUGCUUGACCUGGCUCUUCUUUUUCAUGAUGCGCGUGGCUGAGAGAACCUAUAAGCAGCGUUUUCUUUCUGCCAAACUCUUUAGUCAUCUGACAUCCGCUCGAAAGGCCAAGAAGUUGGAGAUCCCUCAUUUUCGACUGAAGAAGGUGAAGAACAUUCAAAUCUGGCUGUCUCUCCGCUCAUACCUAAAGAGGCGAGGACCCCAGCGCUCUGUUGAUGUAAUCGUGUCCUCUAUUUUCCUCUUGGCUCUUUCCAUUGCUUUCAUCUGCUGUACUCAGCUUCUUCAUGGUCACGACACCUUCCUUGAUUACAUCUACAACUGGGAGCUGCUUACCUGGGGAGGCGCCCUCAUCACCUUCCUGCUGCGUCUAGCCACCCUGGGAUCAGAAACCAAUAAGAAAUACAGCAACGUGUCUGUACUGCUGACUGAACAGAUUAAUUUAUACCUUAAGAUGGAGAAGAAACCCAACAAGAAGGAUCAGCUGUAUGUAGUGAACAACGUUCUGAAACUAGCUACAAAACUCAUGAAAGAGCUGGAUACCCCCUUCAGGCUGUAUGGACUGACGGUGAACCCUCUCAUCUAUAACAUCACCCGUGUGGUUAUUCUGUCCGCAGUGUCGGGGGUUAUAAGCGAGCUGCUUGGGUUUAACAUCAGAUUAUGGAAGAUAAAGCCUUGAUGUGAAACUGCAAAUAAAUUCAUCACCGACUACCUUAGGGACUUGAGUGACAUCCACCCAUAUAUAUAUAUAUAUAUAUAUAUUAUAUAUAAAAAUCUAUCUAUCUCUCCUAUUAUCUGUGAAGCUGGGAUUUGCUGAAAUGUUUAUUCUGCCCACCAGCAAACCAUCUGGAAGUGAGAGUUAGUUUGCUGACAACACGGCAGCUCUGCAUUAUACCUGUUCACCAGGCUGUCAUCAUGCCCAGGUGGUUCCUGUAGAAAUAAAAACCAGGGAACGAAC